AUGUUCACAAUAUUUUGCAUUGUCAGGAUUGGAAAUUCUAAAGUGGCGCUACGGAUGCUCGAAGAAUUGGAGAACAGGAAGGGAAGGUCUGAUUUUAGGCCUGAUUUGAUUUGUUAUAACACGAUUAUUGGUGGCCUCUGUAAAGAGGGGCUGUUGAACAAGGAUGCGCUUUGUAAGGAGGGGAAGAGUAAUGAAGCUAGGGAGUUGUUAAACAUGAUGAUUCAAAGGGGUGAAGAGCCAAGUUGUGUUACAUUUAAUAUUUUGAUGAAUGGGCUCUGCGUAGAGGGUAGGAUUGAUAAUGCAAGGGAAUUGUUUGUUUCGAUGGAGGUUAAAGGCUAUAAGCCAGAUGUUGUAAGCUACAACAUGUUAAUUAAUGGGUAUUGCGAGUAUCAGAAAUUGGAAGAGGCGAUGAGGCUUUUCGAAGAAAUGGCACGCAAAGAAUACAAGCCAAAUAUUAUUACAUUCAAUACUUUGUUGACCGGUCUAUUUCGUGUUGGUAAAGUUGAGGAUGCACAGGAACUUUUUGCAAAGAUGAAAGUCCAUGAAGUCACUCUGGAUUCUGCUACUUAUGAUAUAUUAUUGAAUGGUUUUUUCAAAAAUAAUUGCCUUGCAGAAGCAAUGGGGCUGUUUCAUACUAUAGAAAGAUCCGGCCUUAAUCUUCGCAUUAGCACCUAUAAUUGUAUCCUUGAUGGAUUGUGUAAAGCACAAAAGUUUGAUUUAGCGAGUGAGCUAUUUGAAAACCUGUCUCAUAAGGGUUUGGAACCAACAGUUUUUACAUAUAACAUCAUGAUUGAUGGCUUUUCUAAGUAUGGAAAUAUGGAAAUGGCAAAUAAUUGGUUUAUGAAGAUGGAAAAGGAAGGAAUAAGCUGGAAAGUUGUGAUGAUACAGUUGGGUGCUAAUGAAAGCAACAUGAAAUUUCUUUCCUUGAAAGUCUCAAAUGGAAGUGCAGAUGUGUGGCGCUUCAGAGAUGGCUUCCAGAAGUGUCCAACGAGGGUUGAUCUUGGUCUUGCUGUUAUGAGUGGAGUUUUUAAGAGGGGGUAUAAUCCAACUAUUGUUACUUUCAAUUCAUUGUUUAAGGGGUUAUGUAGGAUUGGAAAUUCUGAAGUGGCGCUACGGAUGCUCGAAGAAUUGGAGAACAGGAAGGGAAGGUCUGAUUGUAGGCCUGAUUUGAUUUGUUAUAACACGCUUAUUGGUGGCCUCUGUAAAGAGGGGCUGUUGAACAAGGAUGCGCUUUGUAAGGAGGGGAAGACAAAUGAAGCUAGUGAGUUGUUAAACAUGAUGAUUCAAAGGGGUUGA
Molecule: messenger RNA, 1296 nt
Organism: Fraxinus pennsylvanica
Lineage: Eukaryota; Viridiplantae; Streptophyta; Magnoliopsida; Lamiales; Oleaceae
Source: the annotation of a GenBank genome assembly